AUGGGCUCUGCGUACACGGGCGAGGCCAAUGGCUCACUUCCUACUACACAGGUUGCCGUCGUUGGCCUCGAAAACGGCACCAACGGCCUCAAGGCCGGCAUCCAUCUACCCGCGCUGGAGGAAGACAUGAUCAUGGUCAAGAACGCGGCCGUGGGUCUCAAUCACGUCGACAACAAGAUGGGCGCCAGCCUCGGCGCCAUCGCCGGCAUGGACUUUGCAGGCCGCGUCGUGGCCAUGGGGCCCGCGGCGCGGGCGAGCAUGCCGGCCAUCCAUGAGGGCGACCGCGUCUGCGGCGUCGUUCUCGGUAUGCACCCUACCAGCCCUCUGGUCGGCGCGUUCGCGCAGUACACGGGCGCCAGCGACACUGGGGUCCUCAAGCUCCCGGAACACAUGUCCAUGGAGCAGGGAGCGUCGCUUGCUAGUGGCCUAGGCACUGUGGGCCUGGCCCUUUUCCACUCGUUGCAGAUCAAUGGUUAUCCUCUCGAGGAGGUCCAAGGGAAGCCAAGGGCCGGCCUGAAACCCAUUACGACGUGCUCCCCGAGGAACUUUGACCUCGUAACGUCCUACGGCGCAGAAAAGGCAUUCGAUUACCGCUCGCCCACCUGCGCCGCCGACAUCAAACUCUAUACCAAGAACUCACUCAAGUACGUGCUGGACUGUAUAUCUGAGCCAGAGACCAUGGAGUUCUGCUACGGCGUGAUCGGCCGCCUGGGAGGACGGUACACGGCGCUGGAACCAUGGCCUCGCGGGCUCGACAACCGCGGCAAUGUCACCGCCGACUGGGUCUUGGGGCCCAUGAUGAUUGGAAAGCCGAUUGCGUGGAAACCACCGUUCGACAAGGCGGUGGAUCCAGCGAUCAAGGAAUUCGGUGCGCGUUUCUUCCGCACUGCUCAGUCGUUGCUCGAUAAGGGCCUUUUGAGGGCGCACCCGCUACAUAUUCUGGACGGUGGUCUGAGAAGCGUGUUGGAGGGGAUGGACCUUCUCAAGUCAAAGACUAUCUCGGGGAAGAAGAUUGUGUGUCGAUUGGAUUGA
Molecule: messenger RNA, 1032 nt
Organism: Colletotrichum siamense
Lineage: Eukaryota; Fungi; Ascomycota; Sordariomycetes; Glomerellales; Glomerellaceae
Gene: ER-0
Product: Trans-enoyl reductase
Exons: 2
Coding region: 1-1032 (343 amino acids)
Molecular function (GO): oxidoreductase activity, acting on NAD(P)H
Source: RefSeq, a predicted model, not a curated record